This is a messenger RNA of Formica exsecta, 3584 nucleotides long. RefSeq lists its product as uncharacterized. Gene Ontology annotation, biological process: cytoskeleton organization. The transcript is spliced from 10 exons. The record is from RefSeq and is a predicted model, not a curated record. Bases 186 to 1424 code for a protein of 412 amino acids. NCBI's taxonomy places the organism in Eukaryota, Metazoa, Arthropoda, Insecta, Hymenoptera, Formicidae.
ACUUGCAACCUACUUCACGAUUAGUCGACAGUGAGGCAUCAUGGCCAUCGGUUAGUAUCGGCGCGUUACUUAGAAAAUUCGCUGUGAUAUAGACGAUCUCGCAUCGUGAAUUAUCCGUCGAAUUUCUCGUUCGGACAAUUCGUCGAUUUUUCGUCACGUAACGACAUCAAGACGCGAAUGACACGAUGGUGAAAUUGACCGAAGAGAUGGUCGUGGCUCGCACACGAGUAUCCGACUUCUCCGCCGUAAAGAAACUCAAUUGCUGGGGAACAGAAUUAACGGAUGUUAGCAUUCUAAGAAAGAUGACAAAUGUAGAAGUGUUGUCAUUAAGCAUAAAUAACAUUAACACACUUGCUGAUUUUCAAUAUUGCCACAAACUUCAGGAUUUAUUUAUACGAAGGAACAGCAUCAAAGAUUUGAAUGAAGUUUGCUAUCUCCAAGGAUUGCCUAAUUUACGAAAUUUGUGGCUCGGUGAAAAUCCAUGUGCAGAGAAAGAGGGAUAUCGAUUAGCUGUACUGCGAGCUUUGCCAAAUCUUGAGAAGUUAGAUGAUAAAGUAGUAUUACCUGAAGAAGUGCAAACCGCGAUGGCAAUAGGUCGACCUUUAAUACAUCCUCUCGAAAUGGAUGCUUCUCCACAAUCAGAUGCAGUAACUCCAGAAGAUAUUGCAAUUGAAUACAUUGAAGAACCUGAAUUGGAACGGCCUAGGAGAUACAGUUCUUCUAGUGAUCAGAGAAGUUUUGAUGAAACACAACACACUCGUGAAGAAUAUGACCCUGACAGAAGAAAUGCAAAUUAUAAUGCGUCAUCAUCCCAUCAUUACUCACAAAAUAAUCAAUAUACAUAUGAGCUACAAAAUGGACAAUCAAAGAAUCAGAGCAAAGAUGACACUAUGUGUACAGAGUCACGCAGCAACAGUGAGACUGUGGCCACUAACACUCUUGAAAUAUCCAAGGAUUAUGAUGACAGACCGGUAGUACGACAUAAUGGAGAUUAUGAUGAAAGACGAGCUUACUCUGAGUAUGGUGGAAAUGAAGUAUCUCAGCGCAUCUAUACACCAACAUCACAACGUACACAAUAUACUGUCAACGAACUUGCAGAUGAUAGACGUAAUGACAGAAAUAAUUAUAGCUACGAUGAGAGAACAAGAGUAGAAUACGAGGACUCACCUCAACCUCCGACACCGCAAACAAGAAGGAUGACUGUUCAUCAUAAUGAAAGGGAAGAUAUGGCUCAAAUACCUGGUUGGGUAAGACAUUCAGAAAAAGACAAAUGCAGAACACAAUUUCACUAUCACAGACGGCCAGUAACGAGGAAUUCAAAUAUAUUAUCCGCUGUGCUGUGUUUGGUCAAAGAGUUGGAUUAUCCAAGCUUAGAAGUGGUAGAAAUGGCCGUUAGAAAUCGAAUGGAUGAAUUAGAAGAAUGAUGUUUCUGACACCGUCCCCAAAAUCCACAGGGGACGGUUGCUUUCUCCCAAAUCGGCAACAUGUCUUCUGUUCCGAGCCCAGAAUUCUUCGACUCGCUCGAUUCUACGAUAACCUUUAACCAAUAUGCUGAUAAUGAUGAGAAUUACAACAAUGACAAACAUCAUUUUGACCGUCAGUUAUUCGAAGAAAAUAAUGAUAAAUGUCAAAUCCGACGAAAAUGUGCCGAAAAAAUAUGCUCAACAAACAACUUGAAAACAGUAUCAAUCGAUCCUAGCCCAAAAUUAUUCGGAAAUAAUCAAUCUAUACAUAAAAUUAGAGACUCUUUAUUGGACAAUUUAUCGUCGAAAGAGAAAAAAACCAAUGAUGUAAGACGAGUAGCAAGCAGUGACAGCAUUCCUCGUGGUUACAAUAAUGUCAUUUUGAACCAGGGAUGCAGAGUUUUAAGCCAAGACUGUGUGAGAAGAACAAAAAGCCCAGAUAUUAGAAAUACAAUUACACCACUUCGCUAUAUUCAAUCAGCAAAAGGAACAUGGACCUAUAAUUUGUAAGUUGGAUUGAAAAUUUGAUGAAUUAUAAUCUUUCUGUCCUGAAAUAAUAAUCGAAAAUCCUUGUGAAUAUUAGUAGAAAUAAUCUUUUUCAUAAAACAAAAAAGAAAAAAAUAAGAGAAGUUUCAGUUAGUAAUUAAUACAAGAUUUAUGAUUAUAAGAUUGGUCUCGUCAUGCUAUUUGUCAAGGGAAAAAAAUCUAUGUAAAAUUUAUAUAUGAUUGUGAUAUUUCUGCAAGAUAUGAAGAGACAAAUCUAAUUAUCUUUUUAUAUUAUGCAUACAUAUAUUUAAGAAGUUGUAAUUGCCAUUUCUGUUAAUAAGAAGUGUUAAAGAGUCGAAACUAAAGAAAUCUUUGGUUUCAAAUCUCAUAAAUCUGAUGAUUGAUAUAUGAAUAAUUUUACUUAUAAUGCUGUUGUUUUUCCAGAAUUUUAUCGAAUUCGAAAAUUUGUUAAUAUGUUUGAUUCAUUAUAGUGUACAUGUGUAAUUAACAUUUACAUAACUUUAUCGUAUGCAUAAAACAUAUAAAAUCAAAGAGAUGAGAAAAUUAAAAGCGUUAUUAAAUAUUUUCUAAGCAAAGAACACGUUUGAUGUUUUUGUGUAAGAAAAUUAUUUGGAUUAAUAAUCUUUGAAAGUUAAUGUUUGAAAAGUGCAAUAAUUUUUACGAUAAAAUAUGAGUACAUGUAUAUAUGUAGAAAACAAUUUCGUACACAAAGAAUAUUUUAUAUAUAUAUGAAAAGCUUUAAAUGUAUAUUGUUCACACAUAAUCUGUUACCAAAACUUCAUCUGCAUAUAUUAGUACUUAAAAAUGUAUAUAUAGAUGAACAAGAAAUUAAUUUCUAUAGUAUUAUUAUUUUUGUAGUAUCUUAAUUUUAUUAUUUGAUUGCAGAGAUAUACAUUAAUGUUUUUCUUUUUUUUAAAAGAUCAUAUAUGUAGGAUCAUGGAAAGUUGUACUUAAAAAACAAUAGAAUAAUAAACAAAAAAACAACAAGGGUAAGAUAAUUAUAAGAAUGUAUAUUAUAAAUUAUAACUUUAGACUGACAAACAAGUGUAGGGCAUAUUUUUUAAGACAGACCCUUACAUUAUCUACUAGUAGCUAGUAAAAGCGCAGAAGAAAAAAAAGACAUAAAAUUUAAUCUGCAAUACUGUUCCAAUCAAUGAAGCCAAGAAAUGAUAUUAAUUAGUGUUAAGAUGUUUUAUAAUAAUGUAAAACAAUGAUUUUUUUAUUAUUCAGAACCGUCCACUCUUACAUUACUUUCAUGACUCUUUUAUAUAUGAUAAUAUUUUAAUGUAUAUAAUUAUAAACAUUAUACAUUAUUUAAAAGUUUAUGUAGAGAGAAAGAAUUUAACAUUCUUAAACUAUUAAAAAAAAAAUGACACAUUAUAAUUGCAUCAUAAUUAUAUCAUUGCAUUUAUACAAAAUUAGCUUUGAAACUGUUACUCUUGUUAAUGUUCUCUAUUACAUAAAUCAAACAUCUUGUUAAAUUAUUUAAAAAAUGAGUUAUAUUUAUGUUUUACUCUGGUAUAUUUAAUCUUUACAAAUUAAUUUAAUUUCACAUCUUGUUUUAAAUAUGUAAAAAUGUCUGUUUCCAUUGAAAUAUUAAACCCAUAUGUAUAC